UGCCAGAUAACCGUCAGUUCCUCCUCCUCAGUCCGGAGUCCAGGAGCCGAACUGAACCGUCUGCGGAGGGUUCUUACCUUCGUGCGUAAAAGCGCUGUGCGUCCUGUGCGCGCUGAUGGCGCAGAGGAGGCAGUAACACCGUCCUGCGAUAGUUGUCGAUGUCCGAGGUUCACGCUGGACACUUGUAGAUCCUCUGGACACAAUCUGAACCGGGUGACGAAGCUGUUUGCUGCACGUAAACACACACAGAGCCCCCGUGUUGGAUCGUGGAGGGACUUUAAUCGUCGCGGAUUUAUCGGUGAACUUCACGCGUCUCGGUCCCGUCUCCCCGCUACGGACCUGACUGUUAGAGGAGGGGGUUUAGGCUCUGUGCUGCCGAGCCUCAUCUCAUGAUGGGACACGGCAGCUGUCAUCUGCAGCGAGGAUGAGCCACAGAAGCAGCCCGGCCAGGGCGUACGACUUUCUGCUCAAGUUCCUGCUGGUGGGGGACAGCGAUGUCGGGAAGGGCGAGAUUCUGGCGAGCCUGCAAGACGGAGCCACCGAGUCCCCGUACGGAUACAACAUGGGGAUCGACUACAAGACGACCACCAUCCUCCUGGACGGGAGGAGAGUCAAGCUGCAGCUCUGGGACACGUCUGGUCAGGGACGAUUCUGCACUAUAUUUAGAUCUUAUUCCAGAGGAGCACAGGGAGUUAUUCUGGUGUACGACAUCACCAACCGCUGGUCCUUUGAUGGAAUCGAUAGGUGGAUCAAGGAGAUAGACGAGCAUGCUCCAGGGGUGCCCAAGAUCCUGGUUGGGAACCGUCUGCACCUGGCCUACAAGCGGCAGGUGACGACGGAGCAGGCGCAGGUUUACGCGGAGAAGCUGGGCGUCACCUUCUUCGAGGUCAGCCCGCUGUGUAACUUCAACAUCACCGAGUCGUUCACUGAGCUCGCUCGAAUCGUCCUGAUGAGACACGGCAUGGAGCGGAUGUGGAGACCCAACAAAGUGUUGAGUCUUCAGGAUCUCUGCUGUCGCUCCAUUGUCUCCUGCACUCCAGUCCACCUGGUUGAUAAACUCCCCCUUCCACUGGCUCUCAAGUCACACCUGAAGUCCUUCUCCAUGGCCAAUGGCCUCAACGCCCGCAUGAUGCAUGGACGCUCGUACUCUGUCACCGCCAACGCCGCUGCUCACCACGGUGCCACCAAGAGGACAGGAGGGGCGCUGCUGAAAAAACCCAAACUAAUUAGGCCGCCACCUCUCAGCCCAUCUGCACAGAGCUGCAGAAACAGCUGUAAAAUAUCAUAACCCUUGCAACACGUUGAAUUUUCUCUCCGCUUCAUUUCAAAACCUUGGAAGAAGAAAGACUGAAGAAGAAGAAAUCUGAGGGAAAAACCAGAUUACAGCCCUUCAUGUUGAAAUACCUGCAGGAAGACACCGAGCCUCACAGACUGUUAUUACUGAUGUACAGUUUAUCUGCAGGUGGAGUUUUCCUUAAACGCCUCUUUAACAGCGAGUUAUUGUGUUCACUGUCGUGCAGCUUCUUCCUCAGGAAGUUUUCUACAGAACAGACACAUGGACAACAACACUGACACACACAUAUCUGCACAUACAAGCACUUUGGACUGUUUUUACACUUAAAUCUGGGUGUCUGAGAGAAAACCUCCACCUUCCUCUUCUUCACGGCCUGUUUCACUGGCUUUUCAGACACGCUUACAGCUGCAGCUUGUGUACAAUAUUUGUACGUAUUGUAAAUAUAACUGUUUGAUACAAUGAUAAUGGAGAACCUGUGGGGUUUGUAUCUGUUUUCAGUGUAAAGUGAAGUUAUAUUUUUCCUGAGUGACACCAAAGACUCGCCUCAGAGGAGGUCACUGAACAGAAAGAUGUGUUUUGCACUGUUUAUCAAUGUUUAAUAAGAUGCACCUUUACA
Messenger RNA from Chelmon rostratus (copperband butterflyfish), 1910 nucleotides. It is a transcript of the gene rab40b, whose product is annotated as RAB40B, member RAS oncogene family. The coding region runs from base 425 to 1288 and encodes 287 amino acids. Lineage: Eukaryota; Metazoa; Chordata; Actinopteri; Chaetodontiformes; Chaetodontidae. Gene Ontology annotation, biological process: protein localization to plasma membrane; intracellular signal transduction. The transcript is spliced from 7 exons. The record is from RefSeq and is a predicted model, not a curated record. Gene Ontology annotation, molecular function: GTPase activity; GTP binding. Gene Ontology annotation, cellular component: plasma membrane; endosome; synaptic vesicle.